AGUUGUGUUUGCAAACAGUGGUAUCUUCGCGAAAACUGUAGUAUCCUUCUCUGGUGAAAGCGUUUCUCUUUGACAAUUGACAACAUCGCUGUUGAUUAUUGAUGGCUGGGUCUGCGUGUGCAUCUUGCUGUAGUGCCUCUGCGUUAAUUCCAAAAUCACCGAUUCCAAUUGCAGUGAUCGUUGGCGGUAGUGCAAGAAGUUUCACCGCUAACAACAGAAUUUAUCGCUUACGGGUUAGGUCUUCUAUGGUUGAUUCCUCUUCCUCCUCCGAUUUCAUUAAGCGCGUGGAGCAAGCUUGGUUAAUCUCUCAGCAACCAAGGCCAGUCAUAUGUUCAUCUUGCAACUCAAAAGGGCAUAUUGAAUGCAAAUGGUGUGGGGGUACUGGUUUUUUUGUUCUUGGCGACAACAUGCUCUGUGAAGUUCCAUCCAGAAACACUAAUUGUAUUAUUUGCUGUGGAAAGGGAUCAAAAUGCUGCUCUAAUUGUCAAGGAACGGGCUUUCGUGCAAAGUGGUUGGAAGAACCUCCUACAUCCUAGUAGAAAAAAUACUACUAAAAUGGUGUGGACAUAGGAUUUAAUUCGACCGGGAGGAUUGAAGUUGCAUUAUACCUCGGGUUUGCAUAUGUCUGAUUGAUGCAGCAGUUAUUUUAACUGCAGAUUACUUCUAUGUUGUACAAUAUUGUCUAGUUGUUUUUUCCGCAAGCGCUGAUUAUGUUGUAAUUUUUUCUUUGUAUAACAUGUACAAGUGUAAUUAUUUUACCAAAUAAAACACUGUAUUCUUGAAUCCACUGAUGCAGUUUCAGUUUGAAAUAUGUAAAUGCUAGGUUUCAAUAUA
Cicer arietinum (chickpea) is the source of this 834-nucleotide messenger RNA. RefSeq lists its product as uncharacterized. The record is from RefSeq and is a predicted model, not a curated record. NCBI's taxonomy places the organism in Eukaryota, Viridiplantae, Streptophyta, Magnoliopsida, Fabales, Fabaceae.